GUGAAUAGAAGUAAAUGUAUAAAACGAAAAUGCAGGAAAAGCACAUUCUAAAAGAUGCAUGCAUGCAUCUCUCCCCCAUUGAUCCAUCAACCAAGAGAAAAUGAGCUGCUACGGCGACGGUGGUGUGUUUGCGAGGCGUACCAUCUCGUGCGCUUCUGCACCCUGCUCCGCCCCUAGUUCGCCCAAGAGCAGGGUCAAAUUCCUCUGCAGCCACGGCGGCAAGAUCCUCCCCCGCCCCUCCGACGGCCAACUCAAGUAUGUCGGCGGCGAAACCCGCGUCAUCUCUGUUCCCCGAGAUAUCUCUUUCCAAGAAUUAAUGAAGAGGUUGACAUACAUGAUCGACGGCGGAAUGGUGCUCAAGUACCAGCUGGCGACGGAGGAUCUGGACGCGUUGGUGACGGUGAAAAGCGAGGAGGAUUUGGUGCACAUGUUUGACGAGAUGGAGCAUUACCAGAUGAUGGGGCUGCCGAGAAUGCGCACCUUCCUCUUCCCCAUCCACAACACCGUCAUGGACGAGCAGCUGCCUCUCGAUCAGCGCUACAUCUUCUCCAUCAACGGCAUCAUCACCCCCUCCCCCUCCAAAAAGCCCCACCACCUCGCCGUCGGAUCCCUAGCCUCCUCCACCUGCACUUCCCCCAAAUCUCCAGACAGCUACGCCGCCGAAGCGAAUUUCAGCACUGCUUUUGCCAAUGGGAAUAUGCAUCGGAUCCAAAGCUCUCCCAGCAUAUCCAACCUCCUCAACAUCGCACAGCAAAACAACAGCAACAGCCAUUAUUCUCCUCAUCACCAGCUUCCUCCUCAAUACUACCACACCCACUCCGGCUAUAGGUCUCCCAACCCGCCCUUCAGGUCUGGGCCACGAUUCCAACCAGAUUACUCCUCUCCUCCCCCUCACUCUCAAUCAUAUUAUAACUACCCCUCUCGAGAUCGAGGAGGAAAUGAAUAUUGCAGCAAAUGCAUGCACAAUGAUAACUGUGCGCAUUUCUCAGAUAGAACAAGUUUUGACAGGCUCCCAACCUUACCAUGACAUUCAUUUUUUCAUCUUCAUUAAUUACUAGUUUGUAUAUCAGUAGAUGACUCGCCUUCUGUAUCUAUCUAUCUAUUUGUGAAUACUGAGGAGGAAGUGGUGUUGCUCACUGUUGCUGUUGCCAACUUUCUUGUAUUUUUAUUUAAAUUUUCAUUAUAUUUCACUAAUAUAUUCAGUUUUAUUCA
Messenger RNA from Salvia miltiorrhiza (redroot sage), 1212 nucleotides. RefSeq lists its product as uncharacterized. Gene Ontology annotation, molecular function: protein binding. The coding region runs from base 101 to 1027 and encodes 308 amino acids. The record is from RefSeq and is a predicted model, not a curated record. NCBI's taxonomy places the organism in Eukaryota, Viridiplantae, Streptophyta, Magnoliopsida, Lamiales, Lamiaceae. The transcript is spliced from 2 exons.